Molecule: messenger RNA, 831 nt
Organism: Quercus robur (English oak)
Lineage: Eukaryota; Viridiplantae; Streptophyta; Magnoliopsida; Fagales; Fagaceae
Exons: 1
Coding region: 1-831 (276 amino acids)
Molecular function (GO): catalytic activity
Source: RefSeq, a predicted model, not a curated record
AUGAAUUGUAUAAGUUGGAACUGCCGUGGUUUGGGGCGACCACGUGCAGUUCUAGAGCUCACCGAACUGGUGAAAAAACACUCGCCUACCAUUGUUUUCCUCAUGGAGACAAGAGCAAAAGAACAGUACCUCAAGAAUUUUUGUAAAAAACUCCAUUUGGAGAAUGUCUUCAUCGUUCCACGAAACAAUACAGGAGGGGGUCUAGCCUUAUAUUGGAAGAAUGGUAUUGACCUCCAUGUUCAGAAUUCUUCACUUACCUAUAUUGAUGCAGUGAUUAACCCAGGAGUGGAUGACGCCUGGCGGUUUACUGGGUUCUACGGUAAUCCAGUAACAGCCAACCGGGAACACUCUUGGGCACUUCUAAAACACCUUUGCCUUCAAUAUAAUCUCCCCUGGAUUUGUGUGGGUGACUUUAAUGAGAUUGUCAAUUCCGAAGAAAAAAUGGGAGGUGUUGCCCGAAGGGAAAGACAAAUGAUAGGGUUCAGGGAGACACUAGAUUUUUGUAGUUUUAGAGAUUUGGGUUAUGUUGGUUCACCCUUCACAUGGUGCAACAAUCAGUUCGAUGGGGAAGUCAUAUGGAUUCGCUUGGAUAGAGCGGUGGCCACCCCUUCAUGGACAACCAUGUUCCCUACGGUUCGGGUUCACCAUAUUGCAGGUACCCUCUCUGAUCAUUCUCCUUUAUGGGUAUGCUCUGACGAUGAAAACUCCAGGUUUUAUAAGAAGUGUUGUCCCUUCCGUUUCGAAGCCAUGUGGAUGAAAGAUGAAAGCUGUGAAGGUGUGAUCACUAUUCAUGGGAGGGGGUUUUUUUGGGAAACCCAAUGGAGAGAUUAG